This is a messenger RNA of Puntigrus tetrazona (Sumatra barb), 2221 nucleotides long. It is a transcript of the gene ldlrap1b, whose product is annotated as low density lipoprotein receptor adaptor protein 1b. The record is from RefSeq and is a predicted model, not a curated record. Bases 174 to 1025 code for a protein of 283 amino acids. Lineage: Eukaryota; Metazoa; Chordata; Actinopteri; Cypriniformes; Cyprinidae. The transcript is spliced from 10 exons. Gene Ontology annotation, cellular component: early endosome.
GCCGUGGCGAGCAUGUUCGUACAUCCACCCGGGAUCAUCCGCGGAAAAGGAAGAAAAUCACAGGCUGUCAGAAAAGUUUUCCUGCGGGGAGAGGAUCGGGCUCGAUCGGGCACAGGACCGCCGGGGUAUCGAGCUCUCAGGAUUAUUAAUUGUCACAAUAAACUGUCUUCAUCAUGGACGCGCUAAAAUCCGCCGGGCGCGCGAUCAUUCGCAGUCCCAGUCUGGCCAAACAGUCGUGGACCUCUGGAAAACAUAAAAAGCUGCCAGAGAACUGGACAGACACGCGGGAGACGCUGCUGGAGGGGAUGGUCUUUCAGCUGAAGUAUCUGGGCAUGACGCUGGUGGAAGAACCCAAAGGAGAAGAGCUCUCAGCCGCCGCCGUCAAGAGAAUUGUCUCCACAGCUAAAGCUGGUGGGAAGAAGCUUCAGAAGGUGACGCUGAAGGUGUCUCCUCGAGGGAUUAUUCUCUAUGACAGCGUAUCAAACCAGCUAAUAGAGAAUGUGUCUAUAUACAGGAUAUCGUACUGCACGGCGGAUAAGAUGCACGAUAAAGUGUUCGCCUACAUCGCUCAGAGUCAGCGCAACGAAACGCUGGAGUGUCACGCGUACCUCUGCACCAAGAGGAAAGUGGCUCAGGCGGUGACAUUAACGGUGGCUCAGGCUUUCCGCGUGGCUUUUGAGUUUUGGCAGACUGCUAAAGAAGAGAAAGAGAAGCAGGUGAAGAGUGGAUCAGAUGGAGAGGCGGCCAGCAGCUCUCAGAGCGAGAGUUCAGCCAGUCUGGGCAGCACCAAAGGAGGAGAGGUGGCCACUGGGGAUCUACUGGACCUUGAAUGUGGAGUAAAAGAUCACUCAGGAAAAGAUGCCACACACCCGGCACAGAACCUCAGCACAGAGAACAACAACACUGUCUGGGAACUUGAGGAUUGUCUAGAUGAGGCUUUCUCAAGCCGCAGUCUGGAUAGUUUUGAGUCCAACACAGACUCGCUGAGUCUCGCACUAACCCCCAGAUGCUGGACAUUGGGGUAAACCCUCAGGACUACAACCCCGAAGAGUGCUUGUCGCCUAGCAACUGGGACAAAGCCGACGCCGAGGCCGCGGACGCCGAGGACGCGUUCGGGUUCUGACCGGGUUCUGAACGAUCUGAUAGAACGGCACACAAAGGGAACCGAGCUCGCUGCGCGCCCCACAGGCGCCCUCUGGCGGCCGGCUUUGAGAUGACAUGCAGUCCCAACCAGAUGAAUUCAACAAAAGCACAAACCAAAGCAAUAGUUUAUUAUUAUUAUUAUUAUUAUUAUUCAUUUUCAUUUUAUCACCCCCUCCCUCAAAUUACGUUUAAAUACAUUGACAUUUAAAGUGUUCUGUUACUUAAUUUUUUUUUUUUAAUGUGUAUGAUUAUAAAAUGUGUAUGACAGCUGUGUAAUAUUUGCUCAAUUGUUAUUUUAUUAUUUUUUAAUGGGUUCGAUUGCCGAGGCGAGCUUUGCGAUUCUAUGCAGUCUGAAUAUACAGGCCUAUACCGCGGGACCUUGGGGUACUAAGUGACACGAUGUUUGAGGCUUGUGUGGAGUUGGAUUGUGUUUAAGCGAUGAAGUGGUGAAGGUGUUUUAUACGCGAUAACGACGUGUGAUAACGAAUGGAUGAGCAAACAUAAAGCAUACAAUAAUGGACAAAAAAAAAGAAAAAGAAAUAGCAGGGUAUUUAAGUAUAGACAAUCUUAUUUUUUUCUAUUAAAAUGUAUUUUUGCACUUCUUUCUGUGUCUCUUUCUAAAGCUUGUGGUUUCAUUUCAGGAUCUUUUUGCUCAUGCUUAUUGUUCGUUCCUCAUCAGGUUACUAUUCCCAUCCAUUAAAGCACUAAGGAUGUCACAGUAUCAUGGUACUACUAAAUGUGUUUAAAAAGCAAAAAUGUCUUACCAUGGAUGUCCGUGGUAUGUUUUUAUGGAAAUGCUGAUCUUUUUUUAUAAUGUUACAUGUAUUCCUUUGCCCAAAAACAUACCUGAAUUAAUUUUAGGUUGAAUGAAAGUGUAGCAUAUAUAUUAGGAUCAUCACGAACAAGCAUUGAACUGAUGUUUACUGAUUUGAUUGAAAAUAAUGCAGAUAUUUUGUGCUCCACACUGACUCUGUAUUAAGGUUUUAUUACACUUCAUAAGUAGAAUUUAUAACACCCCAGUGUUAAUUUCUGUUUGCAUCAUUCAUUUCACGUUCGUUAAUUAAAACUUUAAUGAAAA